This is a messenger RNA of Xyrauchen texanus (razorback sucker), 4362 nucleotides long. Its product is annotated as NACHT, LRR and PYD domains-containing protein 12-like. Bases 177 to 3653 code for a protein of 1158 amino acids. The transcript has 15 exons. NCBI's taxonomy places the organism in Eukaryota, Metazoa, Chordata, Actinopteri, Cypriniformes, Catostomidae. The record is from RefSeq and is a predicted model, not a curated record. Gene Ontology annotation, molecular function: protein binding.
UGGUGAUACUAGAGGGCUGUGGAGAAAUGUAACAGCAAACACCAGAAGCAUACAUUUGGUAGGCUAAACAUCAUUCGCCAAACGGGCAAUGGGACGGUGUUCAGACUUCAGAGAAAGAGUCAGUAAUUGGAGAAUUGAAAGCACAUCUGUGGUGGUUCAUGAAGAUUGAAUGAUCCAUGAAUGAUCAACUGAGAUUCAGAGAUACUGACACCUGUCCUCAAAGCAGACCAAUCCUGUCGAAUAUGGCAGUCAGUAUGAAGAGUGACUUAUCAGUGGCUGACCCACUGCAGUAUAAAGACACGGAGUGUGUCAUUGCAAAUAGCUGUUUGUCAAUGAAAAGUGAUUGGUCCAUGCAGGAUCCAAUAACAUUCAAAGAUAAUGGAACGCUUCCAUCAUCAAGGAUGAUCCAGGAUUUAUCCAAUGCCUCAGUAACUAGCUGUGUAUCAAUAAAGAGUGGCUGGUCAAUGCAAGAUCCAAUAACAUUUACAGAUGGAGGCAUGCCUCCUUCUUUAAGGUCUUCCCAGGAGAAGUCCAAAUCUCCAACACCCAGCUGUGUUUCCAUGAAGAGUGACUGUGCCAUGCACCAUCCACUAAAAUUUCAGGAUCCAAAAAUGCCAUCAGCCAGUUUUGACUUUCCAGUUAAUAAUGCACAUGACACACUCCAAUCAAAUCUGAGGAACACAUUUCACUGUUUGCAUGAAGGAAUCUCUAAAAAGGGUGAUCUAACACCUCUCAAUGAGAUCUACACUGAGCUCUACAUCACAGAGGGUCAAAGUGGAGAAAUCAAUCAUGAACAUGAGAUAAAACAGAUUGAAGCAGCAUUCAGGAGAGCAGCAACUGAAGGAACACCUGUUAACUGCAAUGACAUCUUCAAACCCUUACCUGGACAAGAUAAGCCCAUUAAAACUGUCCUGACAAAGGGAGUCGCUGGCAUUGGAAAAACAGUCUCUGUGCAGAAGUUCAUUCUUGACUGGGCUGAAGGGAAAGCAAACCAGGACAUCCACCUCAUAUUUCCACUUCCUUUCAGAGAGCUCAAUUUGUUGAGGGACAAGCAAUUAACUCUUACAGACCUUAUACACUUUUUAAUGGACACAAAACAAAUGGAAAUAUCUCAAAAUGAAGGUAAAAUCCUUUUUAUCUUUGAUGGUUUAGACGAGUGUCGUCUGUCGCUGGAUUUUCUGAACAAUGCGAGGUUGGUUGAUGGAACUGAAUCUGCCUCACUGGACGUUCUGCUGACAAACCUCAUCAAGGGGAAUCUGCUUCCAUCUGCUCUCAUCUGGAUCACGUCCAGACCAGCAGCAGCUGAUCUCAUCCCCUUUGAGUGUGUUGAUCGAGUGACAGAAGUACGAGGCUUCAAUGACCCACAGAAGGAUGAAUACUUCAGGAAGAGAAUCAGAGAUCAGAUCCUGGCCAACAGAAUCAUCACACACCUGAAGUCAUCAAGAAGCCUCUACAUCAUGUGUCAUAUACCAGUGUUCUGCUGGAUUUCAUCCACUGUUCUAGAGAGAAUGUUGAGUGAAGCAGAGAGUGGAGAAAUCCCCAAGACUCUUACUCAGAUGUACACACACUUUGUCAACAUUCAAUUGAACAUAACAAAUUUAAAGUACCAAGAGAAGUCAGUGAAAGAUGAAGAUAUGAUUUUCAAACUGGGAAAACUGGCUUUUCAGAACUUUCAUAAAGGCAAUUUGAUUUUCUAUGAAGAUGAUCUGAGAGGGUGUGGCAUUGAUGUGACCGAAGCAUCAGUGUAUUCAGGAUUGUGCACUCAGAUCUUUAGAGAGGAGAUUGGACUGCACCAAGGAACAGUCUACUGCUUUGUUCAUCUGACCAUUCAAGAACAUAUAGCUGCCUUAUAUGUCUACCUCUCCUUUAUCAACAAUAAGACUAAUUUGCUUGAACAACAGACCACAGCAUCUUUGUUCUGUGAUCAAGAAACUUCGGGAAAGCAGAUGUUUGUAUCUGACCUGCUUAAGAUUGCUGUUGAUCAAGCCCUGGCCAGUGAAAAUGGACGCAUGGAUCUUUUUCUGCGUUUUCUUCUGGGCCUCUCAUUGGAGUCCAAUCAGGCUCUUUUACAAGGUCUACUAACACAGAAAGGAAGUAGCUCCCAAUGCAAAGAGAAAACAGUUGCGUACAUCAAACACAUGAUCAUGGGGAAUACCUCUCCAGAGAAGUCCAUCAACCUAUUCCACUGUCUUAAUGAACUGGGUGACUAUUCGCUCGUCAGGGAAAUUCAGCAUUAUCUCAAUUCUGGAACAAUAAGAGGAACUAAACUUUCUGCCUCACAGUGGUCUGCUGUCGCUUUUGUGUUGCUGACCUCAGAACAGCUGGGUGUGUUUGACUUGAGCAAGUAUGCUAGAAUGUGCAGUGACAUUGAUGAAGUUCUUGUGAGGCUGCUGCCUGUAAUUGAAGCAUCUAGAACAGCUCAGCUUUAUUAUUGUCAGUUGUCAGAGAAAUGUUGUGCAGCACUGGCCUCAGCUGUCAGUUCAAAGUUGUCAUGUCUGAGGGAGCUGAACUUGAAUGGAAAUAAACUUCAGGAUGAUGGAGGGAGGGAACUCUUUUCUGGUUUGGAGAGUCCUCAUUGUAAGCUGGAGAUACUGAGGCUUGCCAAUUGCAAACUGACAGACAAAAGCUGUGCAGUUUUAGCAUCUGCACUUCGUUCAGAGUCCUCGAGUUUAAGACAGCUGAACAUCAGUUACAAUAACCUGCAGGAUACAGGACUGAAGCUACUCUCUGCUGGAUUGGAGAAUCCAUCCUGUGAACUGGAGAUACUGAAGAUUUGGAAGUGUGGAUUCACUGAUAAAGGUUGUGCUGCUCUGGCAUCAGCUUUGGUUUCUAACCCUACCUAUCUGAAAGAGCUCUGCCUGGAUAGAAAUGAACUUAGAGAUACAGGAGUAAAACUGCUCUCUGAUGCAUUGAAGAAUCCCUACUGUAAACUGGAGAUACUGAGUAUGGUUAGAUGUGGUGUCACAGAUGAAGGUUGUGCUGCUCUUGGUUCAGCUCUGAAAUCAAACCCAUCACACCUGAAAGAACUGAAUCUAGCUGAGAAUGAACUUGGAGACUCAGGAGUGAAGCUGCUCUUGGAUGGGUUUGAGAAUACUCAUUGCAAGCUGGAAACACUGAGACUGAUGUAUUGUGGUAUCACUCAUGAAGGUUGUGCUGCUCUGGCUUCAGCUUUGAAAUCAAACCUCUCAUCAAUUCUGAAAGAGCUGAAUCUGUCUGGGAAUAAACUAUCAAAUUCAGGAGUGAAAUUGGUCUUAGCUGGACUCGAGAAUCCUCUCUGUAAACUUGAAAUACUAAAGUUGAUGUAUUGUGGUGUAACUGAUGAAGGUUGUGCUGCUCUAGCUUCAGUUAUUAAAUUAAACACAACAGAUCUGAAAGAGCUCUAUUUGGAUAACAAUGAACUCAGAGAUUCAGGAGUGAAGCUGCUCUCUGCUGCUAUGGAGAAUUCACACUGCAAAAUAGAGACACUUAAACUUUGGGACUGUGGUUUUACAGAUGAAGGUUGUGCUGCUCUGGCUUCAGCUCUGAGAUCAAACCCCUCACACCUGAGAAAUCUCUACCUGUUUGGCAAUAAACUUGGACAUUCUGGAACAAAGCUGCUGUCUGCCUUAAUUGAUGAUCCACAUAAUAAAUUGGAGAACUUUGAUUUAUACUAGAUGCUCUCUUAACUGGUUUGGAUUGAGACUGGAAUGUUGAAAUGAGGCAGAAACACAUGGGCAUGAGUAACACACUGGAGACACAAUGACUGUAAUAUACUGACUGUAAUGCUUAAUCGUGCGUAAUAUGAAUUACACACCAUGUUAUUAUUUGAGUAUUUGAUAAUCAUUUACUUAAUUUUUCAUUUUCCUUUUACUGGUCAUAGAUUUCAGGGAUUAGGGACUGUUUUUUUUUUCCUAUGAAUUACAGAUCAUAUUUGUAUUUUUUUAUUCUUAUUUAGUUUGUUUGUUUGUUUUGCACCUACUACUUGUCAUAUUUACUCAUCAACAGUAAUAUUUUGCCUUCAUAUUUGGAUGUAUGUUUACAAAAAUGUUCAAUUUAUUUCAAUGCUUGUUUUAAUGUUCUACAAAGAAUAUUUCUGGAAGCGACUCAACAUGAAAUAUUAAAUGUUUUAGUAUUUUAUUAGAUAAACAGGAUUAUUACAUAAUUUCUGAAAACAGAAAAAGGUUUAGUAGACAAACAUAUACAGGUUUGUCAGUUUAAUUUCUGUUAUUUGACCCACUCACACAAUGAGCAAAUGCCAGUUUAAUACUGAAAACAUAUUACCUCAAUAUGUGUGGUUUGGUCACAUAAUUUUUUCAUGUUACACAUGAAUGACAUUUUCAAUAUAAAUAUACACCAAUCAACCACAACAUUAAAACCACCUGC